Bolinopsis microptera is the source of this 4330-nucleotide messenger RNA. RefSeq names its product protein dispatched homolog 3-like. The transcript has 23 exons. The coding region runs from base 53 to 3757 and encodes 1234 amino acids. The record is from RefSeq and is a predicted model, not a curated record. Gene Ontology annotation, cellular component: cytoplasm; membrane. Lineage: Eukaryota; Metazoa; Ctenophora; Tentaculata; Lobata; Bolinopsidae.
UUAUUAAAAGUUUCAUUGUAACACCAAUGAUUAAGAAUAUUACUUUUUAGGAAUGGAAGAUGGUGACUCGGUAACACUUACCAAAACUGAGAGAGUUAUCAGAUUAUUCGACAAGCUCUUCAUCAACUUAUACAUCAAACCCCUCGGAACAUUCAUUUAUUUAUUAUGCCUUAUAUCUUUUAUUGCCAUCCUCAGUGCUCUUGCGUUUUUAAUUCAUCCGAUUGAAAUAGACUUCUCAUUGAGUUCCCUGAUUGUUCCUACGCAUCAUGCAUCUCUGAAGCUUCAAUCAUACCUAGCUGCUAAACAUGCCAUGGCUAAUGGCAUGGAAGAGGGUUCCUUUGUCCGGGAAACCAGCAACAAAAGUAACUUUCAUUCAAUCAACAAGCGGUCGUAUGCUUCGAAUCCCUUCAAAGCUCCCCCUGGCUUGACAUUCCAGACACCUUACUCUCAGACAGCUCUAUAUCCGUUCUGGACGUUAGACGUGGUGUUUGUUGCAGUGGGAAAUAACUCCAAUAUGUUAACGGAGGACAGAGUUCAGUAUGUUAAGUAUGUGGAACAGGAGAUUUCAGAACACAAAGAUUACAGCAGAUUCUGCCUGAUGACACGUUCCCAAACAUACAGUGAGGGGUGGCAGUGCACGCCCAGCAAUUCAAUCACCACAUACUUCUACCCCUCUAUCCUUAAUGGAGAACGAGUAUUCGACGGUAACGGGCCUCGUUCAAAAGACGCACUUCCCGAUGUACUGCGCUACGCUUUCAGUGUCUCAUCUAAAUCGUAUUGGUUUGUCGACGAGAACUUCACCCCUUACAACAUGCAGUCCCAACAUUUGAGGUCUCAGUUCCUGUUUGGGUUCCCCAUCAAGGGUUUCCGAGAUUGGAGCCAAACGAGGGAGGAACAGAGGGAGCUGUACAAGGAAUUCAUAAAAUCCUACAUUCCAAUCCUCGAUCAAAAGUCAACAGACUCCGUGAAAGUCUAUUACGGUUCAACGGAUCUGUACGAUUACCAGGCGUACUGGCUGUUUUGCGAGGAUCUCAAGUUAGCGAUAUUCGCUCUUGUCAUUGUUUACAUCUACAUGUCAAUACACACCUUCUCGCUCAUUCUGGCCUUCUUUGCCGGGGCCUGUAUUCUUGGGAGUAUCGGGGCUAGUUACUUUAUUGUUCGGGUUUUGUUGGGCCACAUUAAGAUGAAUGUUCUUAACGGGAUAUCAUUGUUUGUUAUUUUGGGGAUCGGGGUUGACGAUGCGUUCGUUUUUAUAGACACUUAUAAACAAAAUGGCUUCAUAUUGGAUCCAGCGGUGAGGCUUAAAAAGACAUUCCAGAUUGCAGGGAAAGCGACUCUGUUCACCUCUGCCACCACAGCAGUAGCAUACUCAGCGAAUAUCUUCAGCAAGAUCCCAGCUGUAUCCAACUUUGGGUACUGCAUGUCUCUUCUAGUUGUCACGUGCUAUGUUAUUGUAACGUUACUAAUGCCGGCGGUAUUAUCGCUGUGGCAUGCAACUGGAAUUGAGGAGAAGGAGAAGAGAUUAGAGGAAUGUUUCGGGAGACCUCUUCAGAGAAUAUUCCCCUGGUGUAGCACAGAUAAAGAGUACCAAGUACGGUACGCCCCCACCUCUACAGUAGACAGAGACUACGAGAACCUGGCUCCAGCUGAUCUUACUCUUACUCCUAACAACCUAUACGAUAGGCUGGGCGAGAUGCCGGCUGAAGCUAUUGAGGAGCCUCUCUAUGAAGUGAUGAGCGGAGAGAACGUCUAUGAUAGGGUGGAUCUAGGUCGAAGAGAGCGAACUAUCCGUCACGCCACCCUCUCCGGAGCCACCUCCUUCACAGGUGAGCCGCGCAUACGACACGGCACUCUCUCCAGCGAACACAGACAGGAGACAGUGGCCAGCAGUAAGCUGGAGGAUGAUGAUAGUGGUGUUGAUCCUGAGGAGGGCAGUGAUGAGGUCUCUAUUGCGUGCCCGGCUGGACGAGCUGAUUCUGAAGCGUCAGAUGUCAAAGAACCAUACGGAAACAGGCCAAACACACAGGUGUACGUUAUGGUGGCCCCGGUGAGAGGUAAGGACGGUUUAACGAGCUUGACCUGGUUACAGAAGCUGAUGAGAAACUGUGUCGCUCCGUUCAUCGUCAAAAUGAGAUACGUUUCGAUAGUGGUAUUUGCUAUAAUCCUCGCUUUCUCUGUCUGGGGUGGAACACAGAUCCAAACACCCAAUCAUCCGCCGGAGAUCUUCCCACGUGACAGUAACAUCCAGCACUUUAUCAACCUCAGCUACGAUUUUACUAGCACUGAGAGGUGUGACAAAUGUUCGGGUUACUUCGCAGACCGUAGUUCUUUACUAGACAGAGCUAAGAAACUACCUUCCUAUAACGCUAACGAUCAAAAACAUUUCCCUAACGGCGGCGGGCUGGACCCAAGUGUACUGAAUGGUGGAGGGUCGAGCGGCGGAAGAGGAAACAGCGGACAAUCAGGCACUGGUGCAUACAGUUCUGAUAGCGGCAAAGAUUUCCUCUCCUCGCCUCCGCAAGUCCAACCCAACGAGAAUAACGAAUACGUCAUCCCUAUUAAUGUCCACCAGAAAGAUCCAGGAAUAGUUGACCUAUGUGAAGAUAAUGUGUGCUCUUUGACACACGCAAGAGAGGACAGUGCUAGUACAGCUGAAGUUAUACUGGUAUUCGGGAUCAAAGGAGUUGACAUGGCUCACCUGAAGAAUCAUGUUAGUAGUCUUGAUGAGGGUAUUCCUAUAUUCGACGAGAACUUUCGCAUCAACAAAAACGUUUUCGAUGCUUUUUGUCGGAUUUGCAGAAACACUUUGGCUAGAAAAGAUCUGAUCAAAGAUAUCAGUGGCCAACAAGACUGUGGUGCCGUGUGUGAUUCUAACAAAAUGCUAAUGGUGAGCAGAGUGAGGAGUUGGGUGCCCAAAUAUCUUGGUUAUCACACCGAUAAGAAUAUCACUAUCGUCGAUUGGAUCGCUCUUCCCUUCAGAUCGACGACCCCAAAUGGAGUGUCAAACUGUAAAGCGUACCACCACUGGGCCAAAUGGCAAGAGUUCGUUGACCAACAGAAAGAAGAUCCAGCAUUUCCACCAGAGCUGGCGUCUCUGUUCCAAACAUCAGACAGGUGGUCGCACGUGUUCACUGAGAUCGUGCUAGUAGACGGGGCUAUCAGAGGCAUCGCUAUAUCUCUCUGGUUCUGUAUCAUGGCUACUAUCAUAUUCACCGGUCACCCAGUUCAGACACUAAUUGUAAUGUCUACCAUAGUCUGUGAGAUUGGAUUUGUGUUUGGCUGUUUCUCCUUUGUUGGUCUAGAGCUGGGCGCUGUUGAGGCGAUAUCUCUAGCUAUCCUGGUAGGAACUAGUGUGGACUAUUGUGUUCAUUUAGUUGAGGGUUACAGGAUCGCCGGUAAAACAGCUCCUCCUGAUACAUGGGACGGCUCUAUUAGAGGCUGGAGGUUGAGACACGCUCUAAAUCACAUUGGUGUCCCAAUAGUGAGUAGUGCCAUAACAACUGUCCUUGCAGCGUGCACCCUCUCCCUCACCCAGAUUCAGAUGUUCUCCAGGUUUGGUAAGAUACUGGCCCUAACAAUGACCCUCAGUCUGGUGUACACCCUCUUCAUGGCCGGAUCUCUCCUUGCUGUGUUCGCCCCUGCCAAAUUCUCUGGAUCAAAGAAAUCUUCUCUAAAAGGGCUGGUCAUUGCAAUCGUACUGACUUGUGCUGUAAUUCCUCUCCCUUUGUACCUCUUCAAAGAAGCUAUCAUCUGCUAGCAGUGGCUUCUAUCUUUCACAUUUGAUAAGUUUUAAACCGCAGAUUUUAUACCCUUCAUUUUGAAUGUCCUCCAUGAGGUCAAGGUAAAUCAUAUUAAACGAAACUUCGUUACGUCACAAAGUACCACGUUACGUCACAAAGUAUCACGCUACGUCACACCACGUGACUUCGUCAUAUCAGGACUGUGGAAUUUGUAAUAAUCGUCACAGAAAAUGAACUCGGAAACCGAAUAAUUUGUAUUUUCAACUAAAAUUAUUUGAUUUAACUGAUGAUAUUUUAUUUUAAAAGAUGCUUAUGUUUACAGAGAUUUAUUCUCCAUUGAUAAUUUAUAUUUUUUCUUUUAUCUUACCAUAUUUACAGCAUAACGUUUCAGUAAGUUAUGUCCUUGCAAAAUUGAAGUAACAUUUAUAUUUUGAUCCUCCAUAUGCUGUAAAUAGGAUGUAAGAGUAACAUGGGAAGAUAGGCCCAAUUCUUAUGAGAUAUUAAAUGAAUAUCUUGAGAGUAUGUAUAAAUCUGUUUAUCAUUACAUUUUAUUGUUUAUCAUAUAUAUGAUUUUGUACCGCAAUUACAAA